Molecule: messenger RNA, 1188 nt
Organism: Letharia columbiana
Lineage: Eukaryota; Fungi; Ascomycota; Lecanoromycetes; Lecanorales; Parmeliaceae
Exons: 2
Coding region: 1-1188 (395 amino acids)
Biological process (GO): glycerophospholipid catabolic process
Cellular component (GO): intracellular membrane-bounded organelle; cytosol
Molecular function (GO): A2-type glycerophospholipase activity
Source: RefSeq, a predicted model, not a curated record
AUGCCUCUCUUACCUUCCCUUAUUCUCGCCUUUGGCAUUUCUUCCUCCGUACAAGCAGCGCUAUCUGGAUAUGCUCCUGUACCAGCAACCUGCCCCAGUACCCCCUUGGUUCGCUCUGCAACAGGCAUCUCCGCCUCUGAGUCAUCAUACAUUUCAUCUCGCGCCCCAGUUGCGUCUGCAGCGCUUGGUGCAUGGCUCACAAAGGUGAACUCGGCUUUCAGUACAGCAAAUCUGCCAGCAGUAGCCCUCACCACCAGCGGAGGUGGACUGCGCUCUCUCCUCACGGGUGCCGGCGUUAUCCAAGCUUUGGACUCACGGGAUAGUAAUGCUGGCACAAGUGGUCUCUACCAGGGGCUUACCUACCAGGCCGGUCUUUCCGGAGGAGGGUGGCUCCUGUCAUCUUUCGCUGGUAACAAUUACCCUACCAUCUCGAACCUAGAAACUACCCUUUGGACGACUGCGUUUGCCGACAGCCUUCUCGUGCCAGAGAACUUGGAGGCUGGAGGUGCUUAUGCCCAGAUCUCAGACGACGUUGUUGCCAAGAACGCAGCUGGCUACCCGCCUACUAUUGUCGAUGUGUACGGAAGACUCUUGGCAUACCAACUUCUGAAGGGUACCGAUGGAGGCGUUGCCAUUGAACUGUCGUCCAUCACUGGCUUCUCCAACUUUACCGGCCACAAUGUGCCAUUCCCAAUCAUCACCAGCUUGAAUGUCGAGACUGCCACUGGAGUCUGCACUCCUCCAAACAACACAGUCAUCUACGAGUUCUCGCCAUACGAGUUUGGAAGCUUCGAUUCCGGCGUCAAUGCUUUUACGCAGACGAAGUAUCUCGGAACAUCCCUCUCGAAUGGCUCUCCCACCAAAACAACCUGCGAGACCAACUACGACAACCUUGGAUACAUCCUCGGCACCUCCUCCGACAUCUUCAACGAACUCUGCACCACAUUCCCACUUGUCGCCGACGUCCCCGGCAUCCUCGCCAACAUUUCCGCCAUCGUAGCACAGACCCACGCCCUGACAUUUAUGGAUGAAUACGCGACCUACCCCAACCCCUUUUAUAAGUACACCCACUCCACCCUCGUGCAGGCCCAACCCGAACUUACCCUCGUCGACGGCGGCGAAUCCCACCAAAACAACCCCUCUUCCCCCUCCUCGAGCCCGCCCGCAGCGUCGGCGUCAUUCUGGUAA